Rhizophagus irregularis DAOM 181602=DAOM 197198 is the source of this 1374-nucleotide messenger RNA. RefSeq lists its product as uncharacterized. The record is from RefSeq and is a predicted model, not a curated record. Gene Ontology annotation, biological process: protein phosphorylation; signal transduction. Lineage: Eukaryota; Fungi; Glomeromycota; Glomeromycetes; Glomerales; Glomeraceae. Gene Ontology annotation, molecular function: ATP binding; protein kinase activity. Gene Ontology annotation, cellular component: cytoplasm.
AUGGAAACCGAAUUUAGUAAAUUAAAUAUCUCAGGUAGAGAUUCCAAUUACAAAAAUUGUUCUUAUUGUAAUAAACCCUUUACUAAAGAAUUAUGGUGUAAAGAAUGUGACCCAUUUAGAAUAAUUGAAGGAUGGACAAGUGAAAAUCCUGAUAUUAAUAAGUUUAUAAAAGAUACUAUUUGUAAGCCAGGAUGGGUCAAUAAAUAUAGCUACAAGUUUCUUGAAUGGGUACCAUAUGAGAGGUUUACAGAUAUAAAAGAAAUUGGUGAAGGUGGAUUUGCCAAAGUAUAUUCCGCAACUUGGAUUGAUGGUAAAUCAUCUUAUGAUAAACAAAGUGAUGGAAGUUGGAAAAAACUAGAACCUAAAUCUAUGAAUGUUGCCUUGAAAAGGCUAAAUGGAUCAUAUAGUAUGUCAAAUAAAUAUUUAAAUGAACUUAAGAUACAUUGGAAUAUAUCUAAAAAUAACGGAUUGAAGUUCUAUGGAUUAACUAAAGACCCAGAAACUAAAGAAUUUAUGAUGAUUAUAGAAUUUGCUGAUAAAGGAAAUUUGAGAAGUAUUCUCUUAAAUAAUUUUAACGAUUUUAUGUGGAAAAAUAAAAUUCGUUUGUUAUGGGUUAUAUUAUAUGACUUAAACAAUUUACACAACUCUGGAUAUUUACAUAAGGAUUUUCAUAGUGGAAAUGUCUUAAAAACUAGGGAUAACGAAUAUAUUUCAGACUUUGGAUUAUCUGGACCAGUAAAUGAACAAAAAUCAGAUGAUAAAGUAUAUGGAGUAAUGCCAUAUAUUGCACCAGAAGUAUUAAACGGAGAACCACAUACAUCAUCAUCCGACAUUUAUAGUGUAGGUGUAAUUAUGGCUGAAUUAUCGUCUGGAAAACCACCUUUUUACAAUAAGAAACAUGAUUUAAGCUUAGCAUUAGCCAUAUGUAAUGGACUCAGACCAGAAUUUGGAAAAGAAACUCCUGAAUUUUAUAAGAAAUUAGCUUAUAAAUGCAUGAAUGCAAAUCCAAAUGAAAGACCAACAACCGAAAAAUUAAAGAAUAUAUUUUAUUUUUGGUAUAAUACUAUUAUAGGUGAGAAUGAAGAAGAAGAAGAAUUCGGUUAUAAAGGAAACGAAGUUAAAGCAGGAUUUGAAGAAGCUGAUAAAGAAAUACCAAAUAUCUCAACUUCGUAUAAAAAGAAUUCAGAUGCCGUAUAUACUAGUAGAGCGUUUACAUUUAGUAAUUUAUUACCAAAACCCGUUAAUUCAUCCAUUAUUACUUCAUAUGUUAAUAAUGAAGUUUGUGACUCUCAAUUAAUCGACUUGGAAGUAUCAAAUUCAAUACCAUUAAGAGACAUUGACGAUGAAAGUAAAGUUGAAGAUUUAGUGAAUUGA